Messenger RNA from Trichoplax adhaerens, 2242 nucleotides. RefSeq lists its product as hypothetical. The record is from RefSeq and is a predicted model, not a curated record. The transcript is spliced from 24 exons. Gene Ontology annotation, molecular function: metalloaminopeptidase activity. Lineage: Eukaryota; Metazoa; Placozoa; Uniplacotomia; Trichoplacea; Trichoplacidae. The coding region runs from base 1 to 2073 and encodes 690 amino acids.
AUGCGUUGGUCAACUUACCUUCAGAUCUUUUGUGUCGCUUUAGUAUUUGUGGUCGGCGCUCAAGGAGAUGCUGCCAAGCCAGAGUGCAGUCAAAAUCAGCCACAAGGUACCGAUGACAGAUUGAAAACUUUGCGUAGUCAUCUAGCGCAAGACAGUAAUAACAUUCAUGCAUACAUCAUUCCUGCUGGUGAUGCCCAUCAGAGCGAAUACAUAGCUCCUUAUUCCAUGAGAAGGAAAUUUAUCUCUGGUUUUACUGGCUCGGCAGGUACGGCCAUUGUUACCAGAACUAAAGCCGCUCUAUGGACAGAUGGACGCUAUUUCCUUCAGGGAGCGGAUGAAUUAGAUUGUAAUUGGAUUUUAAUGAAAGCUGGCUUACCGACUACCCCCAGUCAGACUACCUGGUUAAAUCAGGAAUUGCCAGCCGGUGCUAAUGUAGGAGCUGAUCCUUUCCUAUUAUCUAUCAAUUCAUGGUCAUCAUAUGAAAAGGCCUUGGCUACUGCAGGACAUAAAAUGAUCCCAAUAAGUGAAAAUUUGGUUGACAAAGUGUGGCUUGAUAAACCAAGCAGGCCUGAUGCAGCCUUAAUUGCUAUGGAAAAUUUUUACACCGGCAGAUCGUGGAAAUCAAAAAUCGAUGAAUUGCGUGGUCAAUUACGAGCUAAAGGAACAUUUGCAAUUAUAGUACCAGCAUUGGAUAAUGUUGCUUGGCUAUUAAAUCUUCGUGGUGAUGAUGUUCCAUAUAAUCCUGUCUUUUUCUCUUACGUUAUUGUAACGCUCGACACCAUUGAAUUAUACAUAGAUGAAUCAAAGGUCAAACCAGCUAACAUUAGAACACAUUUGGAAUUGGAUAAUUGUGCUAAUCCACAUUGUAUCACAGUCAAGCCGUACAAUCAAAUUUUGACUGGCAUUAAGGCUAUUAGUGAUGGAAAUCCGACUGGCAAGAUCUGGUUAAGUCCCAGAACUUCAAGUUUCGCUAUUUAUAAUCAAGUAAAACCUGAACAACGCUACUUGGAACCAUCUCCAAUUUCGUUAACAAAAGCUAUGAAGAAUGACGUUGAAAGACAACGUAUGAGGGAAACUUACAUCCAAGAAUCUGCUCUCUAUUGUCAAUUUAUGGCUUGGCUUAGCAAAGAGAUCAAAUCGAGACCCGCUAAUUUAACAGAAAUGUCUGCUGAUAAGUACAUGGAAAAUAUGCGAUGGAACGCCUUCAAAGACUUUAAGGGAUUGAGUUUUGCCACGAUUUCUGCUGUCGGCCCUAAUGGUGCUAUCAUCCACUACAAGGCAUCUAAAAAAUCCGAUACAAAAUUAGACCCUGAUCAGAUCUACUUAUUAGAUGCUGGUGGCCAAUACCUCGGUGGUACUACUGACACCACAAGAACUUGGAAAUUUACGCCUGGAACAGCAUACGAAAGGGAAUGCUUUACUCGAGUUUUAAUGGGCCAAAUCGAUUUAGCUCGAGCAGUUUGGCCAGAAGGUACACAUGGCCGAGUUAUUGAUAUUUUUGCCCGCCAACCUCUCUACCAAGCAGGCCUGCAAUACAGGCACGGUACUGGACAUGGUAUCGGAAUUUUCUUAAACGUUCAUGAAGGUCCUGGACGUAUUGCACCUGGUGUCCCACGGUAUUACGAAAAACCAUUAUCACCCGGCAUGUUCUUUUCAGACGAACCUGGAUAUUAUGAAGCAGGUAAAUUUGGCAUCCGAUUGGAAACUGUCGUUAUGGUUAAAAAAGCAAAGACUCCUUAUAAUUAUGAAGGAAUGCAAUUCUUGGACUUUGAAGUUAUUACUUUUGUUCCAAUUGAUAUCAUCAAUUUAAUAGACCUUAAAUUGAUGAGCAAAGAACAGAGAGUCUGGUUGAACAAGUACAACUCAGAUAUUCGCACUAAAGUUGGCCCUUAUUUGAAGGAACGUAAAUGGGAUGAAGGUUACAACUGGAUGUUGGAAUACACUAAACCUAUUCCAAUUACCGAUGAACAGCCUCCUAACGGCAACAGCGCUUAUAGUUCUUCUAAUACUGUAGCUAUUGCUUUAGUUACUGCCACUUUGAUGAUGAUUGUUAACUAUUUCAAUCGCCACUAAUGCAGGUGUAAAUCGAAUCAAAUCUUAAAUGUAGCUUCCUCUACUUUGUGUGAUGAUUUUAUAUGUUAUCGUUUAAUAUAAUGUUAAUUUUUGUUUGUUUGUCAUCUUAAGUUCGUAUUCCAAAUGUGUGUAUUAACUGUUAAGAGUCGAAUAAAAAGAUGAUAUAUUG